AUAUAUCUUUCUCUCUUUGUUAUUGAAGCAGAGGUUAGAGACGGUAAACAGACGAAGUAGGGCUUUGUGUUUAUUCAAAUUCAGUUCGACAAACGGAAAACAAGCGUAUUCGUUGCGUGAGAGACAUUACGAGUAACAUUGCGUGCGCGUGCUACCACCGGAAUACCCGUUCAUCAGCUAAGUGCACCCAGUGUCUCCUCUCUGGGAUAACUGGUGCACGAUUUGUUUUAGCAAAUGAAGAGGAAAUGGGCUCCGUCAAAUUCGCUUAAUUUCAGUCGUUUAUCCUUUGGCCGUUUCGUAAAAGCAACGACAACAACGACGACAACGACAACAACAACGAUGAGGACAACGAUGAGGUACAUAAAGAGAACCUUUACGAUUCCGUCGAGACGACGACGAAGGUACGGACAUAUCGUCAGGUGUAAAUACUCUUUCAUACGUGUCUAUGUUCUAGACAAUGUCAUCAUUUGCAUAUUCAUAUACAUCUUGCUUUACAUCGCACUUUGGUAUGCUAACAAAGUGAUUCAGAGAAUUAAAAAAUCCAAUGAAGAUCUAUCGGUCAUCCUUAAAGAGAAUCAAAUGAAACUGGAUGAUCUCAUUACGUUAAAGAAAAAGAAGACCGAGUAUGAAGAAAUUAUAGUGAAGGCGAAAGGUACGCAAAAGGUGACUACUGAACAAUUGGAAAGCGAGUGCGAGCGCACGCAGAGAUGCUGCAUUCUGUCGACUGACGUCGGAAUUCGAGAAAUUGAAAAUGGCGAAGAAGACGAGGCAAUGGGUGAACCAUUUGGGAGAAUCAAAAUUCUCGAACCCUCUUUCCCACCACCCAUGCCACCCGAACCCCCACCUAGAAAGUAUGGGAUCUUUGCUAGUCGACCAUUCAGUGGACCAACUCCUGAAAUCACAAUCGCAGCGCAAAAUAAAAUCGGAUUCAAAUAAUGGCAUUUUAUUCGGUGAAAUU
This is a messenger RNA of Vespa velutina, 958 nucleotides long. RefSeq lists its product as uncharacterized. NCBI's taxonomy places the organism in Eukaryota, Metazoa, Arthropoda, Insecta, Hymenoptera, Vespidae. The record is from RefSeq and is a predicted model, not a curated record. The transcript is spliced from 8 exons. Bases 235 to 936 code for a protein of 233 amino acids.